Messenger RNA from Myodes glareolus (Bank vole), 957 nucleotides. The record is from RefSeq and is a predicted model, not a curated record. Lineage: Eukaryota; Metazoa; Chordata; Mammalia; Rodentia; Cricetidae.
AUGAUGGGCUCUGUGCUCCCAGCUGAGGCCCUGGUGCUCAAAACAGGGCUGAAGGCUCCGGGACUGGCGUUGGCAGAGGUCAUCACCUCCGACAUUCUGCACAGUUUCUUAUAUGGCCGAUGGCGCAAUGUGCUAGGCGAACAGCUGCUGGAAGACAAGAGCCACCACGCCAGCCCAAAGACCGCCUUCACCGCUGAAGUCCUGGCGCAGUCCUUCUCAGGAGAGGUGCAGAAGCUAUCCAGCCUGGUGCUGCCGGUGGAAGUGAUCAUCGCUCAGAGUUCCAUCCCAGGCGAGGGCCUUGGCAUCUUCUCCAAGACGUGGAUCAAGGCGGGCACGGAGAUGGGGCCCUUCACUGGCCGCGUCAUUGCCCCAGAGCAUGUGGAUAUCUGCAAGAACAACAAUCUGAUGUGGGAGGUAUUCAACGAGGAUGGCACAGUACGCUACUUCAUCGAUGCUAGCCAGGAAGACCACCGGAGCUGGAUGACCUACAUCAAGUGUGCCCGGAAUGAGCAGGAGCAGAACCUGGAGGUGGUCCAGAUUGGCACCAGCAUCUUCUACAAGGCCAUCGAGAUGAUCCCUCCGGACCAGGAGCUGCUGGUGUGGUACGGAAAUUCCCACAACACCUUCCUAGGCAUCCCUGGUGUGCCAGGACUGGAAGAGGAGCAGAAGAAAAACAAGCAUGAGGACUUCCACCCGGCGGACUCAGCGACCGGCACCGCGGGCCGCAUGCGCUGCGUCAUCUGUCACCGAGGUUUCAACUCCCGCAGCAACUUGCGCUCGCACAUGCGCAUCCACACGCUGGACAAGCCCUUCGUGUGCCGCUUCUGCAACCGCCGCUUCAGCCAGUCGUCCACGCUGCGCAACCACGUGCGCCUGCACACGGGCGAGCGCCCCUAUAAGUGCCAGGUGUGCCAGAGCGCCUACUCGCAGCUGGCCGGCCUGCGCGCGCACCAGAAG